CGCUAUGUCACACUUUUUUGUAAGAGUUCUAUGCUUAGAAAUUCUGAGAUAGUUAUAUAUUUUAUAAAAUUUUUGGUAUGGAGUGUUUGAUUUUGUGUAAAAAGUAGGAAAUAUGAGUAAUUCUAGUGGCUCGACUGCUGGCGAUAUGUUGUAUGGUACAACUUUGUCAGCAGAAUCGAUGAAAGUGAUUGCAGAGAGCAUUGGUGUUGGAUCACUUCCUGACGAUGCGGCUAAGGAAUUAGCUGAAGAUGUUUCAUUCAAAAUUAAACGUAUUGUGCAGGAUGCUGCAAAAUUUAUGCAUCAUUCUAAACGAGACAGAUUGGUAUUAAGCGAUAUUGACCACGCUUUAAAAGUGCGCAAUGUUGAGCCACAAUAUGGCUUUACUGCAAAUGAUUUUGUACCGUUUCGUUUUGCUUCGGGCGGUGGGCGAGAAUUGCAUUUUAUUGAAGAGAAAGAAAUGGAUCUAACAGAAAUUGUACAAUGUAAUGUUCCGAAAGUACCCCUAGACAUUACCUUGCGUACUCAUUGGUUGGCAGUGGACGGUAUACAACCAACUAUACCCGAGAAUCCACCUCCACUAUCAAAAGAUUUGCAGGCAUUGGACUCUGUCAAUCCCGUUGUAAAGCUUGAUCAAGGCAUCACAAAAGAUACAGCUGGUAAGCCAGCCACGGGUAAAAUUCAUAAAUUGCGUAAUGUGGAAACAGUGCAUGUCAAACAAUUAGCAACGCAUGAAUUGUCAGUUGAGCAACAAUUGUAUUACAAAGAAAUCACUGAAGCUUGUGUCGGUUCAGAUGAGCCGCGUCGAGGAGAAGCUUUGCAAUCGUUAGCCUCCGAUCCCGGUUUACAUGAAAUGUUACCGCGGAUGUGUACUUUUAUAGCUGAAGGUGUCAAAGUUAAUGUGGUGCAAAACAAUUUAGCUUUGUUGAUUUACCUUAUGCGUAUGGUGAAAGCCCUACUAGACAAUCCUUCUCUUUAUUUAGAGAAAUAUUUGCAUGAACUCAUUCCUUCGGUUACCACUUGCAUAGUUUCUAAGCAGCUGUGUAUGCGUCCAGAAUUAGAUAAUCAUUGGGCGUUGCGCGAUUUUGCUUCCCGUUUAAUGGCACAAAUUUGCAAGACCUUUAAUACGUCCACCAACAAUUUACAAACUCGAGUUACACGUAUUUUCAGCAAAGCUUUACAAAAUGACAAAACGCAUUUGUCGUCUUUGUACGGCUCGAUUGCUGGUCUUUCCGAGUUAGGUGGGGAAGUUAUUAAAGUGUUUAUCGUGCCCCGUUUAAAGUUCAUUUCGGAACGAAUUGAAGGACAUUUAUUGGGCACUUUACAAAGUAACACUGAUAAAACAGCGGCCGGUCAUAUAAGAGCGAUGUUGCAAAAAGUGUGCCCGCCCAUUCUAAAGCAGAUACGUUCACCCUCUGACUAUGCGGAAGAAUAUAAAAACGAUUUUGGCUUUUUGGGCCCUUCAUUAUGUCAGGCGGUUAUAAAGGCUCGAAAUAAUCCCUCUUCCGCAGUAGUGACACCGUCUUCGUCGAGUAUUUCAAGUGGUCCCAUAACUUCAGCAGCCCAAACGGCUACAACUAUUGGCAGGCCUCAAGUUACACAAAUCAUUCCGCAGCGACAAGCAAGCCCCGUGGUAAGUAAUUUGCCUCAAAUCAGGACACUACAACAGCCUUUACCCCCACAACAAAAUCAACCACCACAGAAGUUCGUAAUUGUACCACAAACUCAACAGCAAAUAAUUCAAUCGCCACAACAGCAACAACAACAACAGCAAUCGCAAACUAUACAAGGUAAUCAGCAACAGCAGCCAACAGCAACAUAUCAACGCCCCCCAACACCGCAAUCGUCCCUUUCGACAAACAGUGCAUCCGCAGUGAACGGUAAUAGCUCGAAUUCAGGUAAUAACCUUGUUAACAGUGUGAGCAAUAACGUGGUUAUAGGCGCAGCUGGGGCAAUCGAUGGUAACGAUGUUAGCAAUAGUUUAUUAAAUCGCAGUGAAAGAACAUCCGUUGAUGCCAGCGCGAUUAUAAUUGAGACCGAGGAAGUUCGACCACCACCCGAAUUAGAUGAUCUUUCACAUUUGGACGAUGUUCCCUUAUCAUCCGACACGGAUGAUGACGAUAUGAGAGAAAGUUCAUCCCAAGACAAUGCACGAACACAUGAUGGUCUUAAAACACGCAUUAUGAAAUUCAAAAGUGAUUCAUCGAAUAUGGUGGUGGUCUGCGAAUUCGUCGACGAUGUCCUCCAGAAGGCCGAAGAGGAGGCGGCCAGUCGUCAACAGAUUGCUAAAAAUUGUAAAAAUUCGCAACAGAAUAAAUCAAAAUCACAAAAACCAAAUUUCAAUGGUAAAAUGGGUAAUUUGGCGCGUGUUUUUGUGGUACGCGUGUUUGAUGCGAUAUGUAACUGUGCCAAUAAUGCUGCAGCCGCACCAAUGCCAAAGUUUAAAUUUCGAAGUGGUAAACGAGCAUCAACCAGUGGCACUUCGAAUAAUGACAAGGCCGACAUUGUUGGCGGCAAAUCGGAAAAAUUGAGCAAAUCGAAGAAAACUGAUUUGGAUAAAGAUAAAAAAUCGGAAAAAGUCAAAUCUAAAGCGGGCAACGAUAAAGAUUUCAACGUUCAAGAAACUCUUGAGAUAACCGAGAAUAAUUAAGCUUAUGUGCGGCAUAAAGUAUGCACAAAUUUUUACAAGAUAAAGAAGAUGAAGAAGAAGAAGAAACUUUAAUCGAUAAGUAGUUUAAAGUAGAAAUUAAUGUCUUUGAGGUAAGCAUUUAUAAUAUAAUAUAUAUAUCUGUAACGCUGUAACAUCUUGUUAUACUAUAUGAUGUAUUUACACUUUAUAAGAAUAGGGAACGGUUUCAUUUCAACUAUCGCUUAAUAAUCGAAGAAAACACAUUGUGUCCAGUUGACAGUCCGGCCUUCUUGGAUAUUCUUAAGGGUGUCAGGGUGUAAUACCAUUGUUGAUUUUUCUAAAAAAAAAAAAAAAAUUUCAGACUUUUUCGUGAAAUUCUUCGAACAAAGUCCCUUCAUAAAGUGAAUCUGUGCUGGAAAUUUUGUAGCCCCUUGUCUUAACUCUAGAUUUCUAAUUUCCCUAACCAUGCCUUUGCUAACAGAUGCCUUUCGAAAGCAAUUCUGUGCAUUUAAAAGCAUUUGCAGCUUCCUUGAGACGACCGCUGAACAGGCUGACAAGGCCGAGGGCAAUUCGAAACCUUUGAUCGCUUCUACGAAUAAAUUAAAUUUUGGUGAUGAUACUUUCCAAUAGAAUUUUCUUUCCAUUUCCUUUGUCAAUUCGCAACAUAAAAACGUAACCCAUGCCUGUCCUGCAUGCUGGAAUAGCGGCAUAAGAAAGACAAUUUAAAGACGGAAGACGAACGUUUUGCGAACUAAUUGGAAAAAAAAAAACGUAAUUUAUUAUUACCUGUCUGCAAACAUAUUUCGAAACAAGCGUUUUUCAAAACAUCCCACGAAAAACUCUUGCAUUUUUCUUUCGAGUUUUGUGCACUAUCUUUAAUGGUAACCUUUUCUAUCCUAGGAGAUAAGUUAAUUUAAAUAUUUUUUUUUCUUUUUCUUUUUUUUUUUGAUGGUAAAACUGCUUACGGGGGAAUAAGAGGAUCAGGUUAAUACAAUUAAAGAGAUUUCGAAUUUCAUAUUUCAUUGCAAUCCUUCACGCACGUAUAGGCGCGUUCGCAAAGGGGUUACAGGCUACUUCUAACGGUCAUAUAUAUAUAUAAGCGAUAUUAAUUCAGUGUAGCUAUUAAAAAUUUUAAUGAACGUUAUGUUAAGACAAACA
Messenger RNA from Glossina fuscipes, 3784 nucleotides. RefSeq names its product transcription initiation factor TFIID subunit 6-like. Bases 113 to 2647 code for a protein of 844 amino acids. The transcript has 8 exons. Gene Ontology annotation, cellular component: SAGA complex; transcription factor TFIID complex; SLIK (SAGA-like) complex. The record is from RefSeq and is a predicted model, not a curated record. Lineage: Eukaryota; Metazoa; Arthropoda; Insecta; Diptera; Glossinidae. Gene Ontology annotation, molecular function: protein heterodimerization activity; RNA polymerase II general transcription initiation factor activity; transcription coactivator activity. Gene Ontology annotation, biological process: transcription initiation at RNA polymerase II promoter; RNA polymerase II preinitiation complex assembly.